Molecule: messenger RNA, 887 nt
Organism: Olea europaea var. sylvestris
Lineage: Eukaryota; Viridiplantae; Streptophyta; Magnoliopsida; Lamiales; Oleaceae
Product: trafficking protein particle complex subunit 3-like
Exons: 5
Coding region: 99-659 (186 amino acids)
Biological process (GO): endoplasmic reticulum to Golgi vesicle-mediated transport; intra-Golgi vesicle-mediated transport
Cellular component (GO): cytosol; cis-Golgi network membrane; TRAPP complex
Source: RefSeq, a predicted model, not a curated record
UCAGAAAGCGUGUUCGUUCAUCACUUUCUUCGGCACUCACAGUUAGAUCUUCAUUUUUACAACUACCCGAAGCAAAAAGUCUAAUCUGAAUUCUCUCAAUGCCUCCCGUCGCUCCAAGGCCCGGCGACGCCAUUUUCGCCAGCGUUGAACGCGUGAAUGUGGAGCUCUUCACUCUGACUUACGGUGCUAUAGUGCGUCAGCUUCUCACCGAUCUGGAGGAGGUGGAGGAGGUCAACAAACAGCUCGAUCAAAUGGGCUAUAAUAUCGGGGUACGGCUAGUGGAUGAAUUUCUAGCGAAAUCUAAUGUAUCAAGAUGCGUUGAUUUUAAGGAAACAGCUGAAGUCAUUGCCAAGGUUGGAUUCAAAAUGUUCUUGGGGGUAACUGCGUCAGUCUCCAACUGGGAUGCUGAGGGAACAGCCUGCAGUAUAAUUUUGGAGGAUAAUCCUCUAGUAGAUUUUGUUGAGCUUCCUGAUACCUGUCAAGGUCUAUAUUAUUGCAACAUUUUAAGUGGAGUUAUCAGAGGAGCUCUUGAGAUGGUGUCAAUGAAAACUGAAGUCACAUGGCUGCGAGAUAUGCUUAGAGGAGAUGAUGCAUUUGAGUUGCAGGUGAAACUUCUGAAGCAAGUUCCCGAGGAGUAUCCAUACAAGGACGACGAGUAACAUGCUUCUUUUUCCUUUAGAGAUACAAUUACAAUCUACUAUUUUGUGUAAUUUUGCUCUUUUUUCAUGCAACUCUCAAUUCGAAUCCCUUUGCCCACAAAGUUUAGUUAAUAAUACUCGAAAAUUUCUUUUAUGCUAAUUUCAAAUGUAGACAUUUGGUGGUGUUAUUUGUUGGUUUGUUGUCUUGAAUGCUUCACGAGUAGAUAAAAUUAUCGCAAUACUUGUUUA